Messenger RNA from Lachnellula hyalina, 1338 nucleotides. RefSeq names its product L-pipecolate oxidase. Gene Ontology annotation, molecular function: sarcosine oxidase activity; proline dehydrogenase activity; L-pipecolate oxidase activity. The transcript has 3 exons. Lineage: Eukaryota; Fungi; Ascomycota; Leotiomycetes; Helotiales; Lachnaceae. The record is from RefSeq and is a predicted model, not a curated record. The coding region runs from base 1 to 1338 and encodes 445 amino acids.
AUGUCUGAGAAAUUCACAACGUCAGUCAUCAUCGUCGGUGCGGGGGUCUUCGGCCUCUCUACUGCACUUGCCAUCUCUGGCCGUCAUCCCGACACGCAAGUCACUGUUAUUGAUCGCCAUACACCCCCAGUGCCAGAUGGUACAAGUGUUGAUACGAGUCGUAUCCUUCGACCUGAUUACCUGGACAAAGACUAUGAGCGUUUAGCUCUCAAGGCACAGUUGAUGAUCAAGAAUGAUCCCGAGCUCAAGCCAUACUACUUGGAAAACGGUUUCACUUUUUGUGUCGAUGGCGAGCCCGGCUCUUUGAAUUCGCUGUGGGAUAACAUGCUCCACAAGCUCAAGACUGAGCACCCAGAAACGGCAUACGACCAGUGUGAUACACCACAUGAUAUAUAUCGCCAUUUGCACGGAAUGGACUCUGCAUCAGUACCAAGCGUCAACUUUUCAGGUCCACGAAAAUGGAUCAAGGGAUUCACCAGCAAGAGAUGUGCUACAGUCAAUGCUGAGGCAAUGAUCAAGGUAUACUAUAGACGCUGCGCCACGCAACCGAACAUCUAUUUCAAGAUCGGCAUGCCAGUCGAUUACCUACUAUACAGCCAAGAUAAAUCCUCAGUAGAGGGUGUCGUUCUAGAGAAUGGACGCAAGAUCAUGGCUGAGAGAGUGGUCGUUUCGGCUGGUCCAUGGUCGAGCCGCCUCGUCAACCUCAAUCAGGAAAUGCAUGCAAAUGCAGUGCAGGCUGUAUAUUUCAAGCUCACGCAGGAGGAGUACGAGCAGUACAAGGACAUCUCAUGCCAUACGAACAUCAAGACCGGCCUGAAUAUUUAUCCUCCUAUUGGCGGCCUGCUCAAGGUCGUGAGACGACAGACAGGUCUUCGCAACACUACCAUACUCAAAGACCCCGAAGAUCCCACCAAGUUCUACAAAGCAUCCUAUCCUUUGACGAAAUUAGAUGACUCCUUUCAGACGGUGUCGUUCGCGAUGCAACAGAGCAUAAGAGAUGAGUUGCGCGAGAUCUUUCCCACUCUUGUCGACAGGCCAUUCUUCAACACUAGGUUUUGCUGGCAAGAACAGACAACUAAUGGCGAGUUCCUCAUUUGUGCUCAUCCGCGCUUUGCCAACUUGCAAAUGGUGACUGGUGGAUCGUUACACGCAUGGAAGUUUCUUCCUAUACUAGGAGAGUUUGUUGUGGAUUCGAUGGAAGGGAAGCUCAGCGAGACUAUGAGACACAAGUGGUCGUGGGAGUCGAAGUCGGAAAAGAAGCCGAACGAGCUUUGCUUCAUGGAGGAGGACGCUCUUCAAGAGUUCCAACAAGUCACUGGGAGUAGACCACGUUUGUAA